AUGCGAUCCAGGGAUGCGGUGCUUGUCUGCCUUAAUCAGCGCAUUGAAAGGCUGUCUGUCACCGCAAUUGUUCAGGAAACCUAUUUUGUCGCUUGCAUGGGAUGCUUGGCUUGCGACCCUGACCACGAAAAGGCCAAGCCUCUCGAACACUCCAUAUGA
This is a messenger RNA of Pyricularia oryzae 70-15, 159 nucleotides long. RefSeq lists its product as uncharacterized. The coding region runs from base 1 to 159 and encodes 52 amino acids. The record is from RefSeq and is a predicted model, not a curated record. NCBI's taxonomy places the organism in Eukaryota, Fungi, Ascomycota, Sordariomycetes, Magnaporthales, Pyriculariaceae. The transcript has 2 exons.